Molecule: messenger RNA, 7244 nt
Organism: Drosophila hydei
Lineage: Eukaryota; Metazoa; Arthropoda; Insecta; Diptera; Drosophilidae
Gene: spri
Product: protein sprint
Exons: 10
Coding region: 968-6463 (1831 amino acids)
Biological process (GO): vesicle-mediated transport; signal transduction
Cellular component (GO): cytosol; endocytic vesicle
Molecular function (GO): small GTPase binding; guanyl-nucleotide exchange factor activity
Source: RefSeq, a predicted model, not a curated record
UUGUAACGCGAAGAUCGUGUGUCUCUCUUUCAGUGUGGCAGAGAAACGGUCGCGAGUUCAAGUUCUCCGGCUAAAAGACAGCUUAACACAUUUGAUUGCGAUUGUUAAUCACGCUUAUACGAUUAAGUACGAAAUUAUUUUGGCUAAUCUAGUACUACACAAGUAAUUGCUGGCAUUGUUAUUGUUUUGACCGGUGCCGGGGCAACAGAAUCGUUACAGCGCGGCUGUGCGUUUUUUGUUUUUGUUUUAUUUUUUGUUUUGUUUGAGAUGUGUCGCAAUUAAAUAAUCUACAUACAAACAUAAUUAUUAUUUAAUUGUAGAAAAAAAAUUAAAAAUAAACAUCAACAGCAACAGCGGCAGCGGCAGCUGCCAAGUAUAGUGAAGUGCGCGAAGUAAAGUAAAGCGCGAUACGCGAAUUAAUGUAAAGUGUGUGUGGAGUGUGUGCGUGCAAUUCAAAAUUGGAGCAAUAGCCGCCACGGCAACGGCAGCGGCAACGUCAACGCCACCAAUUUUCCAGCUUUUUGCAAUAUUUCCGCUCUGCCCAGCACGUACCAAACAUAUUGCCUGUAUGUGUGACAGUGUGUGUGUGUAGCUGUGUCUAUGUGUGUGCUGCCCACCUGCCGCAUAGGCAAAUCGAGCACGUUAAUUAAAUGUCAACAGUUUGGAAAUUGAGAAGCGCGCGGGUCGCGAAAGGACGCGGAGUUGAGAGCGAAAUUGAAACCGAAACCGAAACCGAAACCGAAACUGAGACCGAAGCGGAGGCAGAGACCAAAGCUGAAGAGGAAGCAGCAGAGGAGGCAGCAACAGCGGAGGCAGCAACAGCAGCAGCAGUAAAAGACGACAGCAACGAAUUGAAAUUGUGCAAAAUGUUUGCAUGACUGUCAAAUAAAUCAUAAGAAGCGCAACAACACAAACGAAACAACAACAGCAACUUGCCACAACAGCAACGACUAGCAAGAACGACAACAUGGUUAAUGCAGUGAUGGAUGCCAUUGCGCUGCUCAGCUCGCUGGCCAGCGAUCUGGAUGUAAUGCUAAAUGAUUUGCGCUCAGCGCCCAAUCAUGGUACAACAACAACGGCGGCAACAGCAGCAGCAAUGACAACAGCAACCAUGCAACAACAACAACAGCCACAGCAGCAGCAGCAGUUUCAUCAGCAACAUUCAAGGCAAUUGCAGCUACAGCAUUGGCAAAGCAUUAACAACAACAACAAUAACAAUAACAACUUUAGCUACAACAACAACAAAUACAAUAGCAGCAGCAACAUACAACUGCCACGCCCACAAUACUUAAGUGAUAUCAAAUUGAGGCCUGUCAAAACGGGCACAUUACCAACGGCAGCAGCAACAACAGCAACACAGCAACAUCAGCAACAACAGCAACAGCAACAAUCGAAUGGCUUUCAGCGUCGUCGCUUGGCCACAAAGUCAACGCCGCCGCCGCCGCAGCGUCGCUCCACGCGUCGCAUGCGCAGCGAACAGCAGCAACAGCAGCAGCAGCAGCUGCGCGAGGAGCUCGAAACUGAUGCUGAUGACACGGAUGCUAGCGAAUUGGCCAAUAUGACGUCACCGCUGAGUGCCAGUGCGGCUGCCACGCGCAUCAUUGGGCUAUCGCCGGACGUUAAAAAAUUGCAGAAGCUGCCGCUCUGGUGCCGCAACAACAACAACAACAACAACAACAGCAACAUCAGCAGCAGCAACGGCAACAGCAACAAUAACAAUAACAAUGGUAGCAGCAAUGCAGUCAGCGCUAUAGCAGCGCAGCGUCGUUUAACAGCAGCAACAACAACAACAACAACAACAACAAAACGCCACAUUCAACUGCAUCACAGAACAAGUGAACAGCAGCUGACGUCGGCUGCUGCUGCAGUGGGCGUUGCCGCGCCCCUAACCGAUAAAACAGAGGCUGCUGUGGCUGCGGUCAAGUGCAGCGGCAGCAACAACAACAACAACAUCAACAACAUCAACAACAUCAACAGCGGCAACAGCAACGGCGGCAAUAAUGCGCAACAGUCACAAAAAUCUCAGCUGCAGCAGCAAUCGAGCAACAACAGCAACAAAUUAAAUGGCCAAUCAAAUCUCAGCGCGACCAACAACAACAACAACAACAACAACAGCAGCAGCAAUAACAAUAAUAACAAAAUGACGCCAAACAGCCAAACGGAUGCUAAAAAUGGCGACAGUCGCCGCCGCAGCAGCAGCUUGGAACCGGAUGCAGACGACGCAGGCGACUUAGCCCAUGGCGGAGCCUUCGAUGACGAUAUGCAGGCACUGCUGCCCAAAUGCACGCGACGCUCGAGAGAUGAGCUCAGUCAGUCACGCACAUCUCUCGUCUCUAGCUCGGAGGGCGGCAUUUUGGCCGAAGGCGAGACGUCCAGCGAGGAGAGCUCCCGCGAUUCCAGCGACAAUUCGCCGCCCUGUGACUUGGGCCUGAUGGAGCGAUUGCUGUUAACGCAUCCCAUGUGGUUUCUGCCCGGCAUUCAGCGCUCCGGCGCCGUGCACCUGCUCCAGGGCAAGGAGGAGGGGACGUUCAUUGUGCGUGGUUCCAGUCAGCCGAACACGAUGGCCGUGUCGGUGCGUCUGCCCCAGGACACGGGCCCUUACAUCGAACACUAUCUGAUCCAGUCGCAGGACAACAUACUCAGCCUGGAGAGCUCACGCUUCAAGUUCGGCUCAAUCCCGGCCCUGAUCGCUCACUAUGCUCAGUGCUGUGACGAGCUGCCCGUGCAGCUGAUGCUGCCACGAGUGUUGCGCGAGGCCAACAAUCGCAAGAAGCUCUCCUCACUGGCGCUGCUCGGCCAGGAGUUCUGGAGCUAUGCCAGCAGUCCGGCAGUGCUGGGCCCGCCCGUUGCCGCCAAGACGAAUAUCGCUGCCUCCGAGCAGCAGCAGCAGCAGCAGCAGCAGCAGCAACAGCUGCUGGAUGCCAAGUCGCCGCUGUCGCUCACAGAGACAAGCGGUCUGGGCACAGCCACAUUCUUUAGCGAUGCUCUGGCGGCCAAGCCGCCAGCCGCGGCACCACCACAGUCACUGUUCAGUCCCACGGGCAGCGGCCAGCUGCUGGGCUUCUUUAGCCAGGCGGGCACGCCGUCGGACACCAAUUCGAGCAUGAGUUCGUUCACGACCAGCGGCGGCCAGCAUAUGCAGCUGCUGAGUCCCAAUUCCGUGGACUCCGUCAUAUUGACCAUGUCGCCGGUGGAUGCGCAGGGCUAUCUGCCGGGUGCUGGCGGUGCCUUGGAGCCGCCAAUGCAGCCGCAUGGCUGCAACAAUUUGAGCACAUUCAAGACGACAUCGGCGGCAGUGGCCAGUAUUACGGAGCUGGAACAGGUGCGUCCACAGCGACCGAAGCCGCCAAACACACUGAAUCUCAAGCCGCCGGCACCGCCGAUGCGCUGGGCCAAGCCCCACUCGCCGGAUCAGUUGGGCAACAACUUUACGGUGACCACCACGGUCACAUUUUCCAUGGAGAACAACAACAGCAGUGGCAACAAUGGCAGCCAAGUGGCCAAGCCAAAUCCCGCACAGUUUGUGGAGGUAACAACGCCUGCUUCGAGCAAUCCGUUCAAUGCGCUGCUCAACUCGCAGGCCAGCACCAGCACGUUCCAGACCUUUGCCAAGCGCCUGUCGCCCGAGGGCGAGUGCAAGGAUACGCUCUCAUCGCAGGGCUCCUCUUCGAACGACAGUCGCUGGCAAUCGCAGUCGCAAUCGCAAUCGCAGUCGCAGUCGCAGUCGAGUCGCGACUCCAGCCACAGUCAGCGCAAGAUGCUAUCCCCGAUGACACCCAACGGCGCUGGCCUCCUGCCCUCGGUUGGCAGCACCAGCAGCAGCAGCAGCAAGUCACGCAAAUCGCGCAUUCGCAAGGAGUCCAAGCACUAUCAGGAAUCCGACAUACUGGAGAGUCCGCCAGCGCAGUAUUGCGCCAGCGCCCUGAGCGACAAGAUCAGCGACUACGAGGAUGUCUGGACGCACGAUCCCAGCGAUCGGGCCAGUCUGCUAACUAGCUUCAAGCCGGGUCUGGACAACGGCGGUGUUUCGAACCGACGACCCGAUCUGCUGGCCGAGACACCCAGCACACCCACACAGCAGCUGCUGUCACCCUGCGAAGAGACCAGUGCUGCACACGACAGCAGCCAGCAGCUGUUGCAGUUCUCUGGCGAUGCGCCGGCACGCUCCCGGGCUGGUCUCCUCUUGCUCAAUCUGAGCAAUCCGGCGCCAGCUAUGACACAGUCGCUCACGGAGCAGAGCGCCGCCGACGAUGGCGGCGAUACGACGCCGACUGCUGCACAAACGCCUGGCUCGCGCAGCAAACAGGGCAGUCCACUGUAUGCGGAGCCAGCGGAUGCACUGCGUCAGGCCGGUUUGACCAACGCGGCGGCGGCAAUUUUGCGGCGACAGCAGCGCAGCCAGCUGCUGCCCGCCAAUCAGCGGCAUUCGGAGCCGCUCAAGGGUGGCCAUGCAGCGGCGGCUGUUCCACUGCUGCUCCCCUCCGAUCUGGAGAAGUUGGCCGGCAGCCUGGAUGAGCUGAAGCAGAAGCCGAAGCCCAUGGCUCAGCAGGCAGCGAAGCGCGGACGCAAUCGCAUCGAUCACUGGCAGCUGGACAGCAGCUGGGAGUUUAUGACCAAGCAGGAGACCAACGGCGGUGGCGACUAUGACACAACUGUCGACUGGCAGGAGAAGGAGAAUUCGCUGGGACGUGACAAGGAGGGUUCCAAGAAGCGACCGCUCACCGUGCACCAGAUCAUUGUCAAGCGUCUGCCCGACCUUAAUCUGCCGGAGCUAGUGCGCUGCUCGACUCCGCCCCAGAGUCAGGCGACAACGACGACGACGACAACGACGAGCACAGCUCCGCUGCAGGAGAAGUCAAAUGCCGAUGGCAGCCAAAAGUCAUUCCAGAGCCAAAACGGCUGUCGCCUGUCCUCCUACGACAACGUGGAACGCAACUGUGCCGCCUUCUGUCAGACCUACUACGGCGGCAUCGACUCGGCGCAGUCAGACGAUGGAACCGUGUUCUCCGAGCCCUGGGACUCCUCGCAAUGGGACUCCUUCAUGCCGAUGCAGGAUGAUGCCACCAUCAAUUCGGAUACCAUACAUCUGUCGAAGUGCCGGCCGGCGCUCUCGGAGGACGACACCAUCGUUGAGGAAUACAGCAGCACCAAAGACGGCAGCAACAGCAGCUGCAACCAGGAUACGCUCAAGGCCAACAGAAACGCCACCAGCGCCGGCGCUGGCAGCAACAACAACAAGGCGCUGCGACCCAAGGUAGCGACCAUACUAAGGAAUCCAAGCAUGCGGGAUCGCGAGAUACUAUGCCAUCCUCGCAAUAAGAUGAACAUUCAGAGCGUCGGACCUGGCGACUCGCUGCGCGCGUACACGCUGCAGUUGGCCCAAGAUCCGAGCUCCACGUUUGCCCGCAACAUUGAGAACUUCAUUAGCUGCACCAAGGAGUCAAGGGAGGCGGCGCCACAGGUGGUAAUGCGCAACAUGCGCCAGUUCAUGAGCGGCAUGAAAAACUAUUUGGUUAAGCAUGGCGAGGGCAAGUUUCAUGCGGAGCUGGAGUCGGCGCGUGCCCGCCUCAAGUCCGAUGAGUUUCUCAAUUUGGACGCCAUGCUGGAGACGGUGAUGCAUCAGCUGGUGGUGCUGCCACUGCGCGAACAUCUCUAUGGCAUCUUUGUGGACUACUACAAGCGCAGCGAGGACAUCCAGCUGCUCGCCCAGAAUGUGCGCUACGCCUACGAACGGGAUGCUUCCGAUUUUGGGAUACGUGCCACAGUGACGCCGCCGUCACAGUCGGCGCUGCGUCUCAUUGCCAAUCUGCUGUGGCGCCUCCAAGAGGCCGAAUUGCCGCUGGACAAGCUGGAGCUCUUCCUGUGCGUCAUUUCGACCGUGUUCGAUGCGACAGGCUGCCCACGCGGCCAGCAGCUGGGCGCCGAUGACUUUCUGCCCGUGCUGGUCUAUGUGGUGGCCAAGUGCGGCUUUGUCGGUGCCGAAAUCGAGGCGGAGUUCAUGUGGGGUCUGCUGCAGCCGACGCUGCUCAAUGGAGAGCCCGGCUACUACCUCACCGCCCUCUGCAGCGCCGUGCAAGUGCUCAAGACGUUCAUGGCAUCCGAGGGCGAGAGCGGCAGCGGCUCCCUCGACUGGCGCUCUAGCUGCUUGCCGGCCUGCUCGAGCGUGUUGCGCGUCAUCAUACCGGACGAGUGCAAUGGCUCGCUGCAAACACGAACGCUGCCCGUGCGGCCGCAUACGACGACGCGCGAAGUGUGCCGCAUCAUCGCGCAUAAGGCGCGCAUCACCAAUCCGCAGGACUAUGCGCUGUUCAAGCUGGUCGACGGCGAGGAGACGCUGCUCACCGAUGCCGAAUGCCCGCAGGAUGCGCGCCUGGCUGCCAAGGGCAAGCAUUGCAUGCUCGCCUAUAAGCGCAUCGAUGCCAAGAUCGCUUGGCCCACAGCCGCACAGCCGGGCAGUCAUUGAUGCCACCGGCCAUGGCCCCUUCCCUAUACCCAUACCACCCAUGCCAAUCGCCCUCGUCGCCGCCCCUGUCCCUGUCCGUGCCCAACGGCCCCAUCUUGCUCACUAACAAGCAUAUUUGAUUAAUAAUUUAUUAUUAUUACAUUAAAAUAUACUUAGUAGCCUGUAAGUAAAGCUAAUUAACGCUAAUACAUCUAAUGUGUACUAAACAACAACAGUAUUGAAUUAAGAGCGGUUUUUUUAUCUCAUCUCUCGCCAAUAACUCGAUCAUCAAAACGACAUCAAGAAGAAGAGAAGGAACAACUUGUUCGCACCCAUUUUUUUGCUAAUAAAUAUACGAAUAUAAACAUAUAAACAAAACAAAAACUAUGUAUACAACUAUAUAUACUAUAUAGAUCUAUAUACAUCUAUAUACACAAAUAUAUGCGUAGUUUGUAGUGGGCCGGAGGUAUAGCCAAAGGCCAUUUAUUCUAGAGCUAACCCCAAACACAAGCAGACAGACAGACACACACACACACACGCACACACAAAGAGACACAUCUAUCUAUACGUAUUGCAAUCCUUAUAGGCAAAAACAUAUACUAUCUAUAAACCAUAUAACAAUCUACGACCAAUUGCAGCAACAAAAAAACAAUCACCAUUUUAAUGCAACACACACAUACAUAGCAAGGCAUUUAUAGCUAUCUUUUUUUUACUUGGGAGGGUUAUAAAACAAUUAAUCACAACAUCUAACACAUUUACAAAUAUAUAUAUAUAUUAACGAUUAACUUAAAUAUUUAUGUAC